This is a messenger RNA of Bombus terrestris (buff-tailed bumblebee), 5818 nucleotides long. RefSeq names its product parathyroid hormone/parathyroid hormone-related peptide receptor. Bases 756 to 2498 code for a protein of 580 amino acids. Gene Ontology annotation, biological process: adenylate cyclase-modulating G protein-coupled receptor signaling pathway; cell surface receptor signaling pathway. NCBI's taxonomy places the organism in Eukaryota, Metazoa, Arthropoda, Insecta, Hymenoptera, Apidae. Gene Ontology annotation, cellular component: plasma membrane. Gene Ontology annotation, molecular function: peptide hormone binding; G protein-coupled peptide receptor activity. The transcript is spliced from 13 exons. The record is from RefSeq and is a predicted model, not a curated record.
GAAGCAUCCCUUCAGUUUCACCAUCAAUUCAGUUUGCAGGAAAUAGUAUUUCUCUGUCAGGACAGCACUGUGCUCUUCUAUUUUUCACCUCGUGACCGGAGUCAACGAAAAGCAACAGUUGGCGGAGCUUCAGAGCGACGAGGAAAUAACUAUGCCCGAGUAUUGUUGUGACAAGAACGUGUAGCUCGCGUAGAAAGAGUGAGGGAGAGAAAGAGAGAGAGAGAGAGCAAAUCGGAAAUCGCACAUGCGUAAGAUUCGACGAUAUAGAGCACCAGAAGAAGACAGUCGCGCUUAAACGGCGCCCAGCGUCAGACGUGUUAGUGCGUCGUCAGAGACAGUCGAUCAUCCAAUCUAUCCAAGCAACAGUUACCUCUUCACCAAAAAAAUCUUAAAACGAAGAUCCAGUUAGAGCGAAGAAGAAAUUAUUGUCAUUUAUGGCCGGAUAAAUCUUUGGUUGGGGUUACUAAUGAUGGGAAUCAGGGGUGGUGCUUUGAUCUUUCUUCAUGAAGAUUUCCACCACUUUUGCAUUUUGUGACAUAAGAGAACGCUUUUGAGGAUUAUCCUAGUAUUUCUUCAGAACUUCUAUGUGGAAUGAAACAACGAUUCUGAUCAAUUUUGGAUCCAUCGAAGGAGUGUUUACACAUCUUUUGGCAGCUUCUUUUGCAUUCCGCCGAGCAGCUUCCGGGUGCGGAGAGUAGACCACGAGUACGGUGUGCUGAUUCAAAGGGCAAACGGAAUAAGACACAGCUGGAAAAAUGAAUGGCUACGAGAACGUAGACUUUAACAAACCUGUGAGCAUCAGCGAUCAGAAGCGAAUCCUGAAAAUGAAAGCUGACCAGUGCCAUAAGGGCAAUGUUUCAUCGUAUGGCUGGUGCCCGGAAGUUUGGGAUGGGAUAUUGUGCUGGCAAUCAACGGCACCUGGGGAGAUGGCCAUCCUGCCCUGUCCUUCUUAUAUCACUGGGUUUGAUGUCCAGGCGAAUGCAUCCAAAGAAUGCAUGUUAGAUGGCCAGUGGUUUUGGAAUAGUAGUACCAAUAGUACUUGGAGCAACUACAGUCAAUGCUACAGAAAUUCAUUGGUGACUGUUGUAAUGGCACUGCCCGGUGGUCAAAAGAACAACGGCACUCUUAUUAAAAAAUUUUUCCCGAUAGUAAAGACCAUCUCGAAAGUCGGGUAUACCGUCUCUCUCUUCACUUUGGUGAUAGCUUUCUUAAUUUUGGUUGUGAUCAAUUUAUCCCAAAUUGGACGUAGGAAAUUGAGGUGCCCCCGGAAUAUGCUGCACAUGCAUUUGUUCGCCUCGUUCAUGCUCCGCGCGUUUAUGGCACUGAUGAAGGACAUACUGUUCGUCUCUGGAAUCGCCUUAGCCUCAGAUGUUAUGAUAAAAAAUGGAAACACAUAUUGGCUAGUGGACGAGAAAGAAAACAGCUGGCUGUGCAAGGUGUUCACCAGCUUCUGGCAAUACUUCAUCCUUGCAAACUACUUUUGGAUAUUAAUGGAGGGUCUCUACUUACACAACUUAGUCUUUCUAGCACUCUUCACCGAUAUAAACUCAAGCAUCAUUGGCUACGUUUGCCUCGGAUGGGGUCUGCCAGCUGUAUUCGUAUCGUGCUGGAUAGUGGCGAGAGUGACUCUUGAUAACAAGUAUUGCUGGACCACUCAUGAAAAUUCCAACCUCUUCCUCCUCAUUCGAGUUCCUACUAUGCUGUCGAUUCUGAUCAAUUUUGGGCUGUUCGUCAAUAUCGUUAGAGUGCUCCUGUUGAAGCUCAAGUCCACAGUAUCGGAGGAGACGCAAAGAUACAAAAGGUGGGCGAAAAGUACAUUGGUCCUGGUGCCACUCUUCGGAGUACAUUAUACGGUUUUCUUAGGCAUGUCUUAUAGUAUUGGUGUAGAUGAGACUGUUGAAGUUGUGUGGCUCUUCUGCGACCAACUGUUCGCUUCUUUUCAGGGUUUUUUCGUGGCUGUUUUGUAUUGUUUCCUGAACGGUGAGGUGCGAACCGAGGUAACCAAGGCGAUCAGGAGCCAGAAAUUGCCUCGUUUUCGCACUAGGUGGAACUCAAGACCAUCCACCCACUCUAACAGCAUAUGCAGCUGCAAUGCAUCGAAACUUGGUAGACAGUCAAAGCGGCCACGUUGGUGGAAAGAACCUUGGCUCUGUUUUCUUCACGACAGGACAGUUCGACGCUCAACCCACUCGAUGGCGAGUACACAAGAUAUUGGUACGCGAGGAGGUAGUUUAGCGAGUAGCAGAGGUUACUUGGAAAUCGCAGGGAACGGACAGAGCACAUAUCCGGGAAAUCAGGAUCAACAGGCGAAUCACACGUCACCCCUCUACAGUAAAUACACGGAUCAAUCUUUACUUUCCUUUUGCUCGAACGUUUCAGAAGUAACACCUUGCACAGGACUCAAUACAGAUAGAAUUCGAGAGCAGCAUUGUUGGAGUGAUUCAGAGUGUUGUCAUCUCGCCUACGAGCUACACAAUUUACAUCAUGGGCCCCCAUAAAACCCGUAAUCAGAUUUAAAUCAAUUUACUACUAAGACUCUGCGUGCAAACAGCCAAUAAAAAUAAUGAGAAAAUUUCUUCAGUGAAAGAACGUGUACUAUACACGAUUAUUAUAAAACGUAUGAAGACUGUAAAUCCAUCAACGGUCCGCCAAAACUGUUUUGAUCAUAACGCUGCUAAAAAGUCUUGAAUAAUUCAACAUCUGCAUUUCUUCUACUGCUUUUGUAUUACUCUAUAUUUUUUAUAAUGAAGUUGCCAAAACAAGGGAAGAUGGACUUACAAAAUUUCCAUUUUUGUGGAUGUUACUAUUUGCAUUAUAAUUGUUAUACAAAGGUUUCUAAAGGAUUUCAUUGAGUUUUGCUGUAGAGUGAUUUACGAAACAGUUUAAUUGACAAGUAUUAUCACCGUAGGGUAAUUAGUACAAUUUAACGCUGAACUGUAACAGUGAUAAAUGACUUGCCAGUAUUUCUAUGGCCAUUUUGCUUUAAAUUGCUAACUGUAAGCUUAAACACACACGUUUAUUCUUUACAGAAAUUCUUAUAUCCCAGAUUUACGAACUGCAUCAAAUUACAUUAAGUCCAACUGUAAGUGCGCGUGAAAUUAUAAUAAUUUAAAUUAGAUGUACAUGUCGCUCAGAAAGUUCGUUCCGACUUUUAAGGAAAAUUCAAAUGCAGCACAUUUAAAUUUGGAUAUACAUUUAUUGAAUUAUAUAGGUGCCAUUUUGUUCCACAACUUUUCUCUAUCUUUCACGCAAUUUGAAUAUUCCAUUGUUCCAGGACUUUUCAGGUUUUUCGGCGGAGAACUUUUCAAUAUGAUUUUUUACGUCGACCAAAGAGGUAAAGCUUUUACCACUAAGGGAAUUUUGUAAUGAUCUGUAUAGGUGAAAAUCUGAGAGUGUCAUGUCUGAUGAAUACGAUGAGUGGAGUAGCACAUCUCAACCAAGCUCCAACAACGUUUAUCGAAUAAGAAAUUAACUAUAAAACUAACAAAACUUAAUGUAAUCCAACCAAAUUAUUAUAUGAUAUACAUAUUAUUAAUUCGAUUAUAUAUAUAAUUUGAAAACUUAUAUUUGGAAAAAAUAAAUUCAAAGAAUCAUAUAAUUACAAGAAUUUUAUGAUGAAUUAUUUGCUGGUACGUCAGAAUAAUAUUCUUAAAUGUAAAAACGAAUUAACUGUCGUGUUCUAUGUUAAUCUUUAGUAAAUCACGACGAGAAAAUUUAUACCUGACAAUUAUAAUACGUAUUUCGUUCUGUGUUAAUAUCAAACUAUUAGUAUUGAUUAAUUUAAAAAUAUUAGAAUGAACGUUUUGAUAAUAAUACGCGAGAACUAUAUUCGAAAAAACGCUUUUCGUGUCGCGUGCAAAUAAUGUAGAAUUUUCAGUGAUGGAAACCGGCGAGGAAAAUAAAAAAUAAGUAGCAAUUUUUAACGUUAAUAUACGUAUUACGAUAUACAUUAACUUUCUGAGUGACCCAAUAUUAAAUAUUUUAUAAUAUAUCCAUUUUCAUCUACCAUGAAUUAUCAUGCAUUUUCAUUGGAAUUGCCAUUCACCAAUAGUUUUGCGAAUACUGCAAAAUGUGUAUUUGACAAAAUUACGACUGUCUAUUAUUGAAACGUAAUAUAUCCUUCCGACAUAACAGAAUGGUAAUUUUCGUAUUGGCAAAGAAUUCGUUCUACCAGAAUAGCACGGAUUCCCUUGCAGUUGUACGUUAUUCAUGUGGGACAAGCUGUAAUCGAAUUAUAUGGGUGUUCGUUCCCAAUGAGUCCUUUUUAUCGCUUUGCAAGAAUAAAUGUUCAUGAUGUUUGUGUUAGUGCUGUAUAUUAUAAAAAUAAAAAAGAAUAAGUGUUUCCAUACAUAUGUGUCGGUGGAUAUUUAUUGUACGACUAGAAAAUAAGAAACUAUUGGCUAAUAAAUCAAUCUUCCCUCGUUUAACAUUGCACUGUGGAUAUACUUAUAAUAAAUUAACAAUGACAAAUGUUUUUCAAGACUUUUCAGCAGCUAUUCUUUUAUAUAAUAAUAUAUCUCAGAUUCUUUAAAAUUGUAAACUGGAGAUUUUAAACUUAAAGACACACGUUUAUUUUUUUAUACGUGUUCUUCUAUCCUUUGACCUAUAGAUGUUAUAUACACUGCAUCAGGAUCUGCUGAACCCGACUGUAAACGGAUGUAGAUAUAUAAUAAUUUAAGUUGGAUAUACAUAUGUAUUAGCUUUAUAUAUUGCAUAUCCAUCUUCAAUUAUUUUUUCGUGUAGCCGACGAGCAAAGUGAACGACCGUUAGUCUGUGAAUAUCGCAUUAUCUAUUAUUAUCUAGAACUACCACCCACUAAUUGUUUUGUGAAAAAUACAAAACAUGCGCUUGACAAAAUUACUCCUGAUUCUUAUCAGGAUAAAAAGAUUGAGGAAGUAGUUCAGGUUGGUAGUACUAGUGUCAGCAAAGAAUUCAUUUGACCAGGGUUACGUGGAUUUCCUGAGUCUUGUACUUUGCUAAUAUGGAACGGAUUGAAAUCGAAUGAUGUCCAUAUCCGUUCCUAAUGAGUCUGGAUUAACUGUCAAGAUGUAGUCCUUUGUCGUUUAUCACUUUGUACAUAGGAUAUGUGAAUAAUUGUCAGUGACGUGUGUAUUUAUGAUGUACAAUUGCAAACAAAUGUAUGUUUUUAUUCUUGUGUAUACUUGUAUGUGUGUAUUCGGGUUGUUAUUUCUUGCAGUGAAUUCAGCUUACGAAUACGAGAAGAUCGGUUGAAAAUUUUCCACGUGCUUUAUUGCCUAUCUAUAUUUCAAAUCUAAUCAAUUCAUUAUCCGUUAUCACGUUCUCGACUGUUCAUAAUUAAACAUAGAUGUAUGGAGACAUUCCGAUUAACGAGGGUUACGUGGAAUUUUUUCGAUGUCAAUUUCAUUGUCAAUUAUUGGUUUCCUUUCUUGUUCGCUGUUAUUGUUUUACCAGGAAGAUUCGUUGAAAAAAUAUUAUUGAACGAACAUAUCAAUAUUACGAAUGAAUCAUAAUUAGUAAAUCAGUGUAGUAGCUGGAAUUUAAAAUGAAGGCUUGAUAAACAGAUUUAGUACUUUGAUAUGUGAAUUUUUUAGGCACAUAAAAUAUUUCAAUGUAUGAGAGCGUCUCUGAUACAACAUUUUCUCUGAUUAAAUCAUGGAAAAGUACUAUAUCUGUUAAAAAGUACAAAUGCGUAAUUGCAUUGGAUUAUACCAUGUUUAAAAACAUUUAUAUCUUUUGUCUCAACAGCUUUCUAUUUUAGAGAUCAAGUCCAAGCUCUUAUAUAUGUAUAUUCGAUGUAAAAGUUCAUAAUUAAUCGAAAUAAAGUGGAACAUAUGUA